AUGCAUGCACCUGCUCCAGUGCAAGAAGAUAACCAUAGACUCCCAGUCAAAGAACAAAAGCCUUGUGGCCCUUAUGCCAAGACCCUCAAAGCCCUUGCUUCUCGUAAUUCUUUGAUAACUCCAACAAUCACGGCCGCCUCAUUGCAAGCGCCCCUCCCUUCAAUCCCCACUCGGUGUUCACCACCAGCACCUCAGCUAUCAUCAUCCGGACCUCGACCUAUACCAACUCAAGCAGCUCAACAACCGCCUCGCAAAACGGCCGAGGGGCCAGACUUCAAAGUCCGCUGA
This is a messenger RNA of Puccinia triticina, 288 nucleotides long. RefSeq lists its product as uncharacterized. Bases 1 to 288 code for a protein of 95 amino acids. NCBI's taxonomy places the organism in Eukaryota, Fungi, Basidiomycota, Pucciniomycetes, Pucciniales, Pucciniaceae. The record is from RefSeq and is a predicted model, not a curated record. The transcript has 4 exons.